Messenger RNA from Heterocephalus glaber (naked mole-rat), 7245 nucleotides. It is a transcript of the gene Rims3, whose product is annotated as regulating synaptic membrane exocytosis 3. Gene Ontology annotation, molecular function: small GTPase binding; transmembrane transporter binding. The record is from RefSeq and is a predicted model, not a curated record. NCBI's taxonomy places the organism in Eukaryota, Metazoa, Chordata, Mammalia, Rodentia, Bathyergidae. Gene Ontology annotation, cellular component: cytoskeleton of presynaptic active zone; presynaptic membrane. Gene Ontology annotation, biological process: regulation of membrane potential; regulation of synaptic vesicle exocytosis; calcium ion-regulated exocytosis of neurotransmitter.
GCCUCCCUCUUUGCCUCCCGCCAGCCGGGGCUGGGGCUUUGCACCCGGCGGCUGCUGAGCACCUUGGCGAUUGCAGAGCCGGGAACGCACGCAAGUCGGAGGGGAGCUGCCCAGUCCAGUGGCUGGCGAUGCCCCCGUGAGCCUCCCUCACCGCCCCUCCCCGCCCCGCGUCCCUAACCCCUCCGAGUCCGUGCCGCCCGCCCGGCCGCGCCUACCGCUGGGUCCGCGGGGCGGGGUCCUAGGGCAGCACCUGCCCCGCCUUGGGGAGCCGCCUCGGCCUGCGGAGCCCCCUCCGGAUCUGGACGCCGGCCCCACCUCCCGAUCUUUUUAUCACAUCACCUCCUCCUGAGAGUCUGUCCUGAUUGCCUUCACCUCCUUUCUGGAGACUGCUGUCUCAGCAGAAGUUCAGUGAAGCCUUGUGCAAAUGCCCUAGGGUGUGUGCUGCUGGAAGGGGCACAGCCCCUGUGAUGCAGAACUCUACAGUCAGAUUCAUCAAUUUGAGUUGCCUGAGGCCCUGCAGCCCCAGGGACCAUGUUUAACGGGGAGCCCAGUCCAGCCUCGGCUGGGGCCUCCAGGAACGUGGUUCGGAGCUCCAGCAUCAGCGGUGAAAUCUGCGGAUCCCAGCAAACUGGGGGUGGGACCGGGACCACCACUGCCAAGAAGCGACGUAGCAGCCUGGGCGCCAAGAUGGUGGCCAUCGUGGGCCUGACCCAGUGGAGCAAGAGCACACUCCAGCUCCCUCAACCUGAAGGGGCCACCAAGAAGCUGCGGAGUAACAUCCGAAGGAGCACGGAGACAGGCAUUGCAGUGGAGAUGCGGAGUCGAGUCACGCGCCAGGGCAGCCGAGAAUCCACGGAUGGGAGCACAAACAGCAACAGCUCCGAUGGCACGUUCAUCUUCCCCACCACCCGGCUCGGAGCUGAGAGCCAGUUCAGUGAUUUCCUGGACGGGCUGGGACCAGCCCAGAUUGUGGGGCGACAGACACUGGCAACACCCCCCAUGGGAGAUGUGCACAUUGCCAUCAUGGACCGGGGUGGCCAGCUGGAGGUGGAAGUGAUUGAAGCUCGGGGCCUGACCCCCAAACCAGGCUCCAAAUCCCUCCCAGCCACAUACAUCAAGGCUUAUCUGCUGGAGAAUGGCUGCUGCUUGGCGAAGAAGAAGACAAAGGUGGCCAAGAAGACCUGUGACCCUCUGUACCAGCAGGCUCUGCUCUUUGAAGAGGGGCCUCAGGGGAAGGUGCUGCAGGUGAUCGUCUGGGGAGACUAUGGUCGCAUGGAUCACAAGUGCUUCAUGGGCAUGGCCCAGAUCAUGCUGGACGAGCUGGACCUGAGCGCCGUGGUCACCGGGUGGUACAAACUCUUCCCCACCUCCUCUGUGGCAGACUCCACGCUCGGAUCCCUCACCAGGCGCCUAUCCCAGUCCUCCCUGGAGAGUGCCACCAGCCCCUCAUGCUCCUAAGGACCUCACUCAGGACCAGAGGCUGGGUGGUGGCGUGGUCAGGGGGCCUAUUGGUCCCCACCUUCCCCCUGUACAUAGUCUCCGCGUCUUUCUGGACCCUUCACCCUGCUGCAUGUCUGUUGGCUACUGGGCUUGUCCCAGCUGGCAGUGGAGACUGUAGUUUCUCUGUGUGUGUGUGUGUGUGUGUGUGUGUGUGUGUGUGUGUGUGUGUAUGUGUGUCCCCACAUUAUAUCUGUUUGUUUCUCUGGGUACAGUCAGUCCUGGUGACCACAUGUCUCUCUGGAUCACACUGAAAAGAGGAGUGUUGUGUGGACACAACUCACUCCAAGGAGUCUCCAGGGGUGGAAGUGGGAGAUGGGGCCGCUGGUUGGUUGAUCCUUCCUGGUCCCCUGCCUGGGGCAGAGCCUGUGUGUUCCCCACCUGUGCCUCUUGGUGGUCUCAGCUUGGUUUUCUGUCUUGUCUUUUGUAUCACCCUUUGCCUCUCCCAGCAUUGCUGCUCUUUUUGAGGAAUGUAGCAUCCACUGCAGCUGGCCACAACUAUGCCCCUCUGGGAGCCCCCACACCCCCAUUCCAGCUGCCCCAGCAGCUCUCCCCACUGAACACAUCUUGCAGCAUGUAGCAGUCAUCUAGCACCCUGGCCAGGGACCAAGGGGAGGCUGAGGAUGCCCGGGAGCAGAGGCCUUUGAGAUGGCUUUAUCUCUGGGCUAGACACACCUCCUUCCUACAGGCAAGCACACGAGGAGGUCUUAGUUCCCACGGGUACAGGCCAGAUAGCCCAGCAUGAAGGCCAGGUGCUCCCUUGUCUUUGUCACCUCCUUUCUCCCUUCUAGCCUCCUCUGCUCUGACAUGCCAAAGGAGCUCUCCUGGUGGGCCCAGGAGAUCUAUGGAGAUGUCGCCUGGCAAACCAGACAGCCUUCGCCAGGCCCUGAGAGUGGCCCGUCCCUCUCUGGGCUCCUCCUUAGGGGCAUAUGGCUUGGUAAGAGGUGCUGAGGGUAGGGCUGUUUGCUAGAAUAAGGAGGGCUGAGGCUGACUGUUGAAAAUCCUGUCUGACUUUGGGAAUUAGCUGCAUGAAGCUGUUCACUGGGGGCUCAUUUCUAGACCAGAGUCCCUGUCUGGAGUUCAGAUACACUUGGGCUUCAGCCUCCUGGCUCCGUGGGCAGCCUGGCUCUGGACUCUGGUCUGCCACAGUCACCAGCUCUGUUUAAGCAAUACUUUCCCCUCUGAGCUUCCCUGCCUUCUCAUGUGCUCCCACUGCCCUCUGGGAAGUGGCCUACUCUGGGCACUCCACCUGCCUCUGCUUAUUUCCUGUCCUUGUCUCAGGCUUCUCCCAGCCACGUGGACCCUGAGUUGACUGCUAGGCCCUGCUGUGAGAAUUAAUGCCUGGACUGGACCCUGGGAGAUGUCUGCUGGGAACCCUGAUGUCUGGCUCAGGAAUGCCACAUCUGUCCUUCUCCCUCCUCAGCUCUAGGGUGAAGGGUAAGAGGCUGCCCAGGAGAUGGACAGAGUUGCCCUGGGUUCAUGGCUGGUCGGGAGGAAGUAGGUAGCUGGCAGGGCCAGGGUAUGGGAAAGGCUGUCUUUCUGCCUCCUCCUCAGCCACUGCCCCCAAGUGCUGGUAUACCUUUUGCCCAUGCACUUGGGCCAGAGAGAGCUACUGAGGUUGCAGUGGAGGGGAUUCAGGCCUGAGUGCUGAGAUUUCACUCAUACUGAAGCUAGAGGAGGAACGGCCAUCUCAGUUCAAAGGGCUUCCUUGUCUGGCAAGGACCCUCCCUGGGUGGAAGCCAGAGUCCUGUGACCUCUCUCGCAAGGGAAUGAGGGGAAGAAGCCAGGACCCAUUGGUCCUACCAUGACAAAAGUGGGUAAGGGCAGGAGGGAAAUGCACAGCAGUUCCUGUCUCCAGGCUGAGCCUGCAAUCUUGCAUUUUCAGAGAAGAGAGCCACUGUAUUCACGGAGGAGGGUGAGGAGGUGGCCAGCCAGUUUCCUCUUUGGGCAAAAGUGCUCUCCCCACUCCUGCUAGAAAAUGUAUAUGUUUCCCAUGGUUCUAAAAAUGGGCAAAGGGAUCUGAACUCUUUAACGUAGUGGGGGAAAUACAGUACAGGGAGGAAACUCACUUGUAAAAGGGUGUUUUUCUCUCUUCUUUGUGGUGUGCUUACCUCUAUGGCAGUUGCCUUCUGGAUGGACUGAAAAUACACCUUCUGGAGUGGGGGGAGUAUUAGUGAUCCACAGAUAGCAUAGACUUGCUCAUGUGGCACUGAGUCACCCUCAGGAAAUGGGGCUGUCAGCACCCGCAUGCCCCAAGGUUCCAGGGAGGCCCUGGGAGAAGGUGGGAGCUGCUAGCAGGAAGGCUGCCCUGUGUAGACUUGGGCCAUCAUGCCCUUAUGCCUGGGGUCAGCACAGGGAAAGUUCUAGUCAGGGGAGGGGCCUGAUGUGCUGGAAACUCAGGCUGACCUGCCUCCAGUCCUCAGCUGCGGAAACUGCCUGGGAGUCGGGCCACUUGGUUGUUCCACCUUUUUUUUUUGGUUCUGGGGAUCGAACUCGGGACCUUGGGCUUGAGAGGCAGGUGGUGGAACCACUGAGAUAAAUCUCAGGCCCAGUUGUUCCACCUCUUAAUGGGAGGUAAUUCCCUGCAAAUUGGCUUUGGGGAAUUAUUCUUUUUAACCCUUUGCACUAAAUAAGUUAUUAGUGUAGAUUCCCUUCCCCACAAGGGUAAGGUUGUGUGAGGUUGCCCUGUGUGUAUGAUAGAGUGUGGCUGGAUUUAAGGGUCUGUUUCUCGGAAUCCUGGGUGCAAGGCUUGCUGAGAAGCCACUCUGGAGCUGUCCCAGAAGAAAGGUGUGCACAAGUUGACUCUGACCUCCUCUGGACCGGGAGGGGGUGCUGGGAAGGAAGGAACAUGAUCCUCCGGAGUCUCCUUACCGUGGGGCUAAGUCAGAUGCCCCUUACCCCAGAUGAAAGCUAGUGAUGGUACCAGCACAGGGCUCUUUGUCAUGCUGUCUCCUCCGGGCAGGCAGGAUCCAUUGGUGAUGUGGGAGAGGCAGAAGUGGCCUACAGUGAUGCUGGACUGUGGGUAGGCACAGUGAUGGAUGAUUCAGAGCAUCUGUCUUCACAUUUCUGCUCAGCUCAGUCUGUCCCACUUUCUUCAUAGACUCCGUCCCUGCAGGGAAGUCUGCGAUGAGCCCUUAGUAUGAAGCAGGCUCCAGAAAAUGGGUCAAGCCUUGGUUUGACAAGGGGGAUUUGAACCAUCUUUGAAAGUACUCCCCAUCCAGUCUCUCUGCCACCCAGUUCUACUAGGAAAGGAGCACUUGAGAGGCUCUUGGGAUCCUGCAGGUCCCCUGCGAUGCCAGCAUUUCAUGGGGCUGAGACCGAAUGGAGGAGAGCUCCAGAGAGAGGGCCCCACACUGCUGCUCACUCUUGGAACCACUGCCAGCCGGAACACUGAGGUCAAGCCAGCUCUCCCAGAGGCUUGACUCCCACCAGGGAAAUACGAGGGGACUCUCCUUUACUGCCAGCCUCGAGGAGAGCAAAAGCCUCUAUUUUUUAAAGACAAUAGAGCCUCAAGGACGCUUCUUUGGAAAUGAAAUGUAGCACAAGCCUAGACUGCAUUAAGGAGCUCUGACGUGCAUCCUAGGGCCCUGCUCCAAGCCCUGCUGCCCAGAGGGUGCCGAGCUCCUCUUCCCCUGGGGCUCUAGAGCUCCUGAUACCUCACAUUCCCCAUCACCCUUGACCCAGAAAGCAGCAGGGCCUUAGUAAGGCUGCUCUUCUGUGUUUCUCUGAUUGCUUCCAGCACUGUGCAAACUCUGGGCAAGAAACUGCUGCCUUUGCCUGAUGUUGUAGAUGAGUUGCUCUCCACCUGUGAGGGGAAAGGUGGCAUUUUGUCCAGAGCCAGAAGGUUGUCUGGCAGUAUUUCUGCGGUGGCUGCCAGGAGGUGGAAAAGAGGCCUGCUUCCCUGCCUCCUCCUACCUUUCUCUUCCUCCUCACAGUUGUCUUCUCCAAUGUCCUGACAUACACAGAGGUUCUUUAAAAUGCUGCUCCCUCUACUGGAUUGUCUUUCACUGGAUGAUCAGGGAAGAGAUGAAAAUGUAGACUCAUCCCUGCCUUCUCCCUCCAGUCUGCUUCUCAUCCACAUCAGAGGAGACUGGGACAAAGCAAAAACAAUCAUGUUGGAAGAGCAGGGGAACCCCAUACAAUCAGAAGCAGCCUGAUAGUGGUGGGGCUGGCCUGGUCUGCCUCGGAAAGGGUUAUUUUGAAAGAGUGCCUGAGCAUCUCAGAGCAAUGUCAGUGAUGCCAAAGAGAGCAACUUGGCCUCCUUGGGCACCAACUCUGCUGGUGGAGCUGCACAAAUGCAGCUCAGAUGUUGGAAAGCCCAAGGGUGGGACCUUGUUCUCUGACAAAGGGCUUAAUCUUUCCAUGUAGCAAAGCAACUUCCCCCACCCCCAACCCAAGCUUGGGCUUCUGCAGGCCCAGCAUGGCUGUGCCUGUGCAGGAAGCCACAUGAGUGAAAGAAACUUGCAUUCUCUCCCAGGGGCCUAGACUGGCUUGGAAAGGUGCUCUUUGAGAAGCAUGAGUGCUAAAUGCUUUGGAGAAACUUUCCAGGGCUGUGGCUGGAAACCUGGCCAGUAAGGAUAGGGCCUUGGGCCUCCCAAGGAGUUCACACUGAUGCUGGGAAGGGUCCCUUGGACUGGAUUCCAGACCACUUGGAUAACAGAAAAGGGGCCUGGGAAUUCCAGGGGCAACUGAGCAUCUGCCCCCUUAGCCAAUGACCUGGACAAGGAUGGCUGCUCUAUACCAUUUUGCCAGAAACUGUGAUCUUGUACAAGACUCCUCUCUUUUCUGGGCCUCAGCUUCCUCAUCUGCAAAAUCAGAGCAUUAGCUAGUUGCUCCAUGGUUGCCUCCAGGUUUUUGAAGUCUGAUCUGGAGCUGCUGAGAGGUAUGAGCUGGGUGCACCUGGCACACGGUUCCCCAGGCUGGUUUCAUCCAGCCCCUGGUGCCCAAGCAAGGUGAAGGUCCUUAUCUGACCCACACCCAGAUGCUGCCUCUAACAACUCUGGGAACCCUAACAGACUCUGCUUUCACCUCUUCAUCGUUUUCUCUCCAUUUUACUCUUGCAUCAUGAUGAGAAAUAAUUAAAGGUUGUCUACAAAGGACACUUUUCAAGGUGCUGAUGUGAUGUCACAACCUCAGCUGCAUCCUGAGUAGGGUCUGUGUCCCCACCAGGAGAUGAGGCUGGGUUGUCCCUUGUUUCCGCUUCUACAUGACAACAAUGGGAAGAGUUGGAAGAUCUGAGAAUUUUAAAGGAAAUGCUCUCAGUGGGAGGAGAGAGGGAACUGAUUUCCCUUCCAAGUAUUUUGCUUUUUAAAACCACUCCUCCUUCCAGAAUGUCUUUAACCAGACAUCAUCUCAGAAAGCAGUGGCUGCUUCCUUAGAGAAAGCAGGGCUGAGAGUUCUGUCAACUCCUUUAGUAUGUAAACUCACAGAAAGCAGGAACCCCUUUUUUUAGAAUUUCCAAAUGCAUCUUGCAAAAAGAGAGAUAGCAGUUAGGGACUGACAAGCACACUGUUUAGAUAAGAAGCAAUUAGCCUUUUUUAUCUGUGCUCUCUGCAUUUUCUAUGUGCAGCAUCUUUCCAAACUGUGGUUCCUGGGUGGCAGGUGGACAGCUGGGAGGGACUGCCGGCUGUUUUAUACAAUGUUCUUGCCAAUUCCCUUAAGGAGAAUAUUCUUCACAUGGCUUCUGCAUGUACAGUAUUUGGGCAGCAAAAAAAAAAACAAAAAACGAUUAAAGUCCAUUUGAAAUUG